AUGGAGAAUCCGAACGUGGAUCCUGAUGCGAGAAUCAUCGCUCCAGACGGAUUGCCGUUGACCAUCAUUGUCAUUUCGUGUGUCUUCCUUGGUCUCUCGAUCAUAUCUGUGUCUCUAAGGGCAUAUGUUCGUCUCGUGAAGGGUACGUUUGGUUUGGAUGAUGCUUUUGUUGCAAUUGGCACGGUCGUUUAUACCGCAGUCAUCGGACUAGCGAUCUACGGGUGUCUCGUUGGCCUCGGAAGACUGGAGGAAGAUCUGAACGCCUGGCAGUGGGCUGAAGCCAUGAAGUACUACAUCAUCUGGAUCCUGAUGUAUGUUGUCGGCCUGGCUUUGAUAAAGUCGUCUAUUUGCAUCACCAUACAGCGUAUUGCCUCGACAAAGAAAGGUCUCGUCUAUGCUGUCUGGGCUCUGCUUGCCGUGACAUGGGCAUCCUUUCUCAUCACCUUCCUCGGAACGCUGCUCUACUGCCAACCGAUUCGCGCAAUCUGGACACCCGCGUUGAUCAUUAGCGGAGAAGGAACAUGCGCUCCAGUCGAUACUUUCGUAGUCAUAGGCCACGUCGCUACGGUAUCAACGAUCGCAACGGAUCUGGCACUUGUCGUCGUACCCGCGGUCAUGCUGUGGAACACGCAGAUGAAGAGACAGGCAAAGAUCCAGGCUUUUGGGCUGCUAUCAUUCGCAUCAAUCGCAUCAGUCAUCACCAUGGUCAGGAUUCCUUAUGUGAACAAGUUUGAAGGUGGGGUGAAUCUGCAAUUCUGGGUCUCUCACACCAUGAUAUGCUCUAACAUCGAAACCGGCAUCGGCUGCAUAGCCUCCUCGGUCCCCUCAUUACGGCAUUUCUUCCGGCGCAACGUCGAUGGGAGCUCUGGUCCCAGCAACAAGAGGAGUGGGACAGGAACUCAGCUAGUGAAAGUCGGAGGAUCACGUCAGCCUAGAAGACUGCGCGACAGCUUCCGCAAUCCUACAGAUAUUGGGUUCAGUCUAUCGACCGUGCAUCAUGGAAGAGCUGAUGAUAAUUGGGAGCGAUUGGAUGGGGAUUCAGACAAGAGCGAUGUACCGAUUGACCCGAAGAGGAUAUAUGCUGAGCGCAGCUAUGCUGUGGAAAUUGAGUCGGACUCGGAAGUAAGGAGACAAGAUCACAGACAUUCACAUGGAUACGCCGUGUAA
Messenger RNA from Didymella exigua CBS 183.55, 1167 nucleotides. RefSeq lists its product as uncharacterized. The transcript is spliced from 3 exons. NCBI's taxonomy places the organism in Eukaryota, Fungi, Ascomycota, Dothideomycetes, Pleosporales, Didymellaceae. The coding region runs from base 1 to 1167 and encodes 388 amino acids. The record is from RefSeq and is a predicted model, not a curated record.